AUGGGUUCCAAGUCCGCAUCACCAGGGCCAAGUGCAAAGCCAGCAGCGCCCGCAAAGCAGACGAGGUCCCGGAAAGGCACUCCGCCCAGCCAGGCUGAGCAAGGAAGGGCUGGCUCCGCGGGAGGUGUCGUUUUGCCAAAAGGGAAAGUAGCGAGAGCAUCGACUUCACCUUCAAAGAAAACUACAGCGGCAGUAGUUCGACCUUCAGUUGAUACAGCUGCAGCUGAAGCAAAGACUCCAAGAAGAAAGCCCAGAAAACUCAACAAAAGUCCGACCUCAACCCCUAUUAACGCCCCCGCGUCCCCUACUCGUACCAGCAUAUCGAAAGGGAGCCCUCCUUCCUCCGAGCUUGAAGCCCUAAAGGCACGAGUCAGGGAGUUAGAAGCAAAGGUUGAGGAAUUGUACAAGACAGGUGCAACUUCAGACGCUCGUGGAGGCCGUUCACCCCGCCGACGAGGCAAAGGACGAAAGGCUUCAUCCACUGUCCAACUCACUCGCACCAACACCAACACAAGCGACGCAAGCGUCAACAAUGCAAGAGGCCAAGAAGUUGCCGACAACGACGAAGAAGACGCAGACGAAGAACUCGUCCGUCUAGAAGGCGAACUCGAAGUCGCCCGUCAAGACCUCGAGCACUACCGCCCCAAGACCCGACGGGCCCGGUCCGACGAGACCGAGUACGUCGAGGAAAUCCCACGACGCGCAAGCAACGGAGGAGGCACCGAGCGACAAGUAACUCUCAGUGGCAGCUACCGCAUCCCGAUCCCCGCCUCAGUCAACCUCGAAGACGUCCAAACAAUCAAAUCGGGCGUCUCAGCCGCCCAAAACGUCGCUCGCUCCUUUCUCGAACAGCGCCGUGCUGCUGCUGCUGCUGCUCGCACAACGCAAGAUACACGACCAUCGGCAUCAACGACGCGGCCCCAGCGCAGUAUGAGUUCGAAUCUCGAAGUCGCGGUGGAUAAUCGUGGGGGGAAGCAGAGCUGGAGCGAUUGGAUUGGCGGGUAUAGUAUGGCGAUUACGAGGGCGGUGAGUAAGAUUGAGCAUGAGGCUGCGGUUGAGGCGCAGAUGGCGAGGGGGAAUGGCGGUGGUGGUGGUGGUGGUGGUGGGAGGAGGACGAGUGUGCCCACGUCGAAGAAGAUGGCGGGGAAGCGGCCGGCUGCGAGGGCGACGUUGAGUGGGGAGCAGGUGCAUGGGCUUAUGAGUUGAGGUUGGGAGUGUGUGUGAUGCUGAUGGUUAGUACUGUGGAGUUUUCAAACAAAAAACGUUGUUAGAAUUAUACAUAAGUGAUAAACGGCUUCUUGGAAAAUGUAAUUGGUUAGUAGCAAUCUCAAAUAAGGAUUUGGACAU
Molecule: messenger RNA, 1347 nt
Organism: Bipolaris maydis ATCC 48331
Lineage: Eukaryota; Fungi; Ascomycota; Dothideomycetes; Pleosporales; Pleosporaceae
Source: RefSeq, a predicted model, not a curated record